This is a messenger RNA of Verticillium nonalfalfae, 1257 nucleotides long. RefSeq lists its product as uncharacterized. Lineage: Eukaryota; Fungi; Ascomycota; Sordariomycetes; Glomerellales; Plectosphaerellaceae. The transcript has 3 exons. The coding region runs from base 1 to 1257 and encodes 418 amino acids. The record is from RefSeq and is a predicted model, not a curated record.
AUGAGGUUGAUCAACACCACAACGCUGGAGCUGAAGACGGCCUAUGGCUAUGGCACUCCGUUGUAUGCCAUUCUAUCGCACACAUGGGGUGACGACGAGUUUCUCUUUGAACAUUUGCAGGCCGGGAUCACGCAGCAUCAAAAGGACACCCCGAGCCGGGGUCUCAGCAAAAUCCUCGAAACGUGUCAGCGGGCAAAGAAUGAUGGAUUAGAAUACGCCUGGGUCGAUACAUGCUGUAUCGACAAAUCCAGCAGCGCCGAGCUGUCGGAAGCGAUCAACUCCAUGUUCAGGUGGUACGAGGACUCUGCAGCAUGCUACAUCUACUUGGAGGAUGUUUCCAACAGAGGCCGCCAGGGUGGUGUCGUAAACAUAUCGCACAGUAGAUGGUUUCGUCGUGGGUGGACGCUACAGGAGUUAAUCGCACCAUAUGGCGCAACCUUUUUCGACAAAGACUGGAAUGAGAUAGGGACUCGAACUGAGAUUUCUGAGCAUAUUGUGGCAAUCACUGGCAUCGACAACGCCAUUCUAGAGCGCCAGCACGCUCCGGUAGACAACAUUGAUGUCCGAUCGCCAGUUGGAAGGACGGGUACGAUGUAUCGUUGCGGUUAUUGCAACGAUCCCAAGACGCUACUGUCGAUGAUGCAGCAACACAGUGUAGGCGCGAGGAUGCACUGGGCCGCGCGCAGAGCCACCACCCGGCAAGAGGACACGGCUUACUGCCUUUUAGGUCUGUUCGGCAUCAACAUGCCCCUCCUCUAUGGAGAGGGGGACAAAGCUUUUGCACGUCUCCAAGGAGAGAUUGUGAGACGCUACCCCGCGGACCAGUCCAUCCUCGCGUGGCUUGGGUACGAUGUUUCGCACUGGGCAGAACUUUCAUUGGAGUUUGCGCUCGAAGACGCGGUUUCUCAACGUAUCGUUCUCACAGACUGCGACCCCUUUGAUGUGUUGCUUAGAAACCGAAACGGUUGGACAACUCCGCCUUCAUCGGUGGCUCACAUCGAAAUAUUACCGGCCUUCCCAACUUUCAUAUCAUCACCACAACUGAUAGAAACCCCCACCGGGAACAUCACCUUCGGUCCCUCGCUUGCAGUAGAGCCUUUACCAAUGAAAAUUCAAUCCAUCUUUGAAUAUCGCUUUGUUGAAAUUGAGGGGAUCAUUUACCUCUCUCGUGUUGGAUCAAAUGGUUUCUUGAUUAUUUAUGCUGGCAAGAGUUCCAAGAAUGGUGUUCAGAUCAACAACGUGUUGACUAUUGGAUGA